UCGUCCACGCGACACUCCACGGGCAGACAAUCUCGCCUCUUAGUGCUCCUCCACAUGUUAUCGCUCCUUCACUACGCUGCGUAAACGCGUGUUCUUAGCCAUAAUCAGCCGUGACUGUUACGUUAAAAGAACGUCGUUCGAUCCGAACAAAAUAUAUUUUCUUGGAAGGGCGAAGUUGAGCGGCGGGUAAGAAAGAACCAUGCUGGGGAAGUUGGCCGUGGAUGGCCAGUUAGCGUUUAAGGUGCGUGCUUUCAAAGCGUUAGGUUCAAUUUUAAAGCGAAAUGGCAAAGGGACAAGAAAAGGAAAGUAGAAGGUGGGACGUAUUGGUUUCCCUUUGUAGAAAGUGCGAGGCAAGCGUGUGCCCAGCGGGGUGGGCAGGCACGGAAAAGUGGGUGGUAGCAGCUGAAGCGUUAGCAAAAAUCACCAUUCUAUUUUAACCGUCAACGCUGCCGACAAGCCGCGCACUAGUCUGCCCAGUCAGCGGAAACCUUUCCCGGUGUCAGGGAUACCAACAGCGGUGUGGAUCACUGGCGAUGUGACCCACGGAAGGUGGAUCUCUUUUCUUCCAUGGGAAUUGACUGAGCUCGAGUCCGCUGCACCUUCUCUCUGAACUUUGUCGGGGGCCACUGUUCCACUUAACCACCCUAAGGGAGAGCUCCAAUUUGCCUGGAACACUGGAUAGACGGACGGACGCACUGCCCCGUGUUCUACUUUUCAUGGAUUCCAGGGUGGCUCUGCUGCACUUAUGGACAUUCCUUGUCCUGACAGCAGAACUGAAUUGGAUUGAUACCGCAGAGGUCUACACAAACGACUGGGCUGUCCAUAUUAAUGGGGGCCCUGAGGAGGCUGACCGCAUCGCUAAAGAACACGGUUUCAUCAACCAUGGAAACGUUUUUGGAGAUUAUUAUCACUUCAGACAUCACGCCGUGGAGAAGAGAGCUUAUUCUGGCCACAGAAGGAUGCACCUCAGACUACAACAAGAAGCACAAGUUCUAUGGGCAGAGCAGCAAGUGGUGAAAAGGAGGAAAAGGAGGGAUGUCUUUGAGGACCCAACAGACCCUGAUUUCCCCAAGCAGUGGUACUUGUCCACCCCAACUCAUCAGGACUUGAAUACCAAAGUAGCCUGGGCUCAGGGUUACACUGGAAAAGGUAUUGUGGUGACUAUUCUGGAUGAUGGCAUUGAAAAAGACCACCCUGAUCUCAUCAGCAAUUAUGACCCAGAGGCAAGCUACGACGUUAAUGAUGGAGAUGCUGACCCCCAACCAAGAUACACCCAGCGUAAUGAGAACAGACAUGGGACUCGAUGUGCUGGAGAGGUUGCAGCUUCAUUUAACAAUGGCGUUUGUGGCGUGGGUGUAGCCUAUAAUGCUAAAAUUGGAGGAGUCCGUAUGUUGGAUGGGGAGGUGACAGAUGUGGUGGAGGCCCACUCUCUUAGCCUCAACCCGCAGCACAUCCAUAUUUACAGUGCCAGCUGGGGUCCAGAAGAUGAUGGCAAGUCGCUGGAUGGCCCUGCUAAACUGGCCAAGGAGGCUUUCCAGCAGGGAAUCACAAGGGGACGGAGUGGACUUGGCUCCAUUUUCAUCUGGGCCUCAGGAAACGGUGGCAGAGAGCAGGACAACUGCAACUGUGAUGGUUACACCAAUAGCAUUUUCACAUUGUCCAUCAGCAGCACGACGCAGUCCGGCAGCGUGCCGUGGUACAGUGAACCAUGUGCCUCCACCCUUGCUUCUACCUUCAGCUCGGGAAACCCAGGGGAGAAACAAAUAGUGACAACAGACCUCAGGCAGAAAUGCACAGACUCUCACACUGGAACGUCAGCUUCAGCACCCCUGGCUGCUGGGAUCAUUGCUCUGGCACUGGAGGCCAAUAUGAACCUCACCUGGAGGGACAUGCAGCACUUGGUGGUUAGAACGGCCAGGCCCAAAAACCUCAGCGCGGGAGACUGGAGGACGAACGGUGUGGGACGCAGAGUGAGUCAUUCCUACGGUUAUGGUCUCCUGGAUGCCGGAGCAAUGGUGGCUUUAGCAAAGAACUGGACCAGAGUGGGGCUCCAGCACCAGUGUAAUCAUACCAUGCUCACAGAACCAAGAGAUAUCGGUAGCAAGCUGGUGUUCAGUAAGAGCAUUGAUGCCUGCUGGGGGCGGCCCAACUACGUCAGCUCUCUGGAGCACGUUCAAGCUCGUCUCACUCUCCUCCACAACCAGAGAGGAAAACUGGCCAUUCAUCUCGUCAGUCCACUGGGAACACGCUCCACCCUCUUGUUUCCCAGACCGAAUGACUUCUCCACUGAGGGAUUCAAUGACUGGGCCUUUAUGACAACCCACUCGUGGGAUGAGGAUCCUCAAGGAGAAUGGACCUUGGAAAUAGAAAACGUUGCACCGAAUGGCCGUGACUAUGGUGUGUUGAGUCAGUUCAAUCUCAUCCUGUGGGGGACAGGUCCGAGUGUGAUCAGCCCCUUGUCAUCUGACUUUCCUCGACCCUCCAACAACAGUUGCAAGACGUUUGAUGCCCAGCAAAUCUGCAUAGAAUGCAGUCCUGGCUUCUCGCUCUUCCUCCAAGGCUGCGUGAAGUUUUGUCCUCCUGGUUUCACGUCAGGUCCUCAGCUCCUCAACCUGUCCCUGGAGAACUGGGUGGAAUUGUCUUCUGUCCAAGCCUGCCUGCCCUGUCACCCCACAUGUUUGACCUGCUCUGCCCUGGGUCCCUCCGACUGUCUUUCCUGUUCGCCUCACAGCCGCCUGGUCCUCGCGUCCUGCCUCCACCAGAACCAAGUCCAACGCAAAUCCCCCUCGGCCGCAGGUGAGCCUGCAGGAGACGUUCCAGCAGCAGCAGAGGAGGAUAAAAGAGCAGGUAAGACGCCUCCUGACCUCAGCGCGUCUCCGCCCACUCAACUUCCUGCCGUGGUGGCUGUGCUCAGCUGUGCCUUCAUCCUGGUGGCCUUUGUGGGAGUUUUUCUCUCACUGCAGCUGCGCUCCGGCGGCGCGUCCUCCAGCUGGAGGACCAAACUGACCUCCGUGUGCUCCGACAUGAGGGGGGGGCCGCGGGUGACAUUCGGUUUGGGCUCGGGCCGAGGUCAAACGUCGAAGGCUCGCAUUUGCUACAGGGGGAUCCCCACCGUGUGGGGGGACGAGGACAUGGCCGCCUACGAGUCUGAAUCAGACAGCGAGGAAGUGGACAGCCGCAGUGAAAGGACAGCUUUCAUCAAAACGCAAAGCGCCAUCUAGCUGGCGUGACGGAGAUGACACAUGGCGAGAGGUCCUUUGUAGCCUGGGGAAAAAAGGCCUUAUUGUCCUAUUCCUUUUUUGUUUUGUAUUUAUUCAAACGUGUUAUUUUAGUCUUUAUUUAAUGAUUUAAGUCAUGAUUCAGUGCUUCAAGCAGCUACUAAUGUUGUUAGUGCAGAGAUUCUUUAACAAAACAUGAUUUUACUCAAUUAAGUCCCAACCAAAGUUUGAAUUCUAGCUAAUGUUGCAUAAAUAUCUUUUAUCUGGCAAUAACGUUCAUGAAAACUAUAUUAACUCAUUGUUGUCAUCAUCUCUAACCAUCUGUUCUGUGGCCCUAUUUCAGUCUUUAAUCUUAAAUUGCUAAUCAAAUUGAACCCUCUAAGACUCCAAAUGUCACUGAUUAUUACGAAUAUGAACAUUGCACAUCAAAGUUCAGUUCAGUUUCAGUUUAUUUGGAACAUGCAUACGAUACAAUGUAAUGCAUCACACAAUUCCAGUUGUUUCGUUACAGCACGUCCAAAAAGGAGUUGGAAGAAGCUGAGCUUAUUUAAUCAUACCUCUUUUCAUACCAUAGCAGUUUUAUCCCAUUCCCUUGUUCUCUGUAACAGAACAGUGAAUAAAUAAAUAAUAAAUAAAUAAUAUACCAUAGUAAGUAAACUAAUAUUAAAUACAUAAAUAAUCUGUAUCUCAAAAGGAAAAAAAAAAAGGGUUCAAGAUGUUCAUCAUAAUUCUUGUUCUGUGUACUUUGUGAACACUUGUAGUUUGAACAGUUUCUUAAACUGAAUCAUAUUGGUGCUUUGUUUGAUUUAUUUGCUUCAUCCAUUCCAUAAUUUAAUUCCACAUACUGAUAUGCUAAAGGUUUUAAGUGUUGUACGAGCAUACAAAUGUUUUAAAUUUGAUUUUGACCAACUUUUUUGACUUGUUUAUUAUACAUGCUAAAAUGGAUUCAGUGUAGUUUAGCUGCUAGAAAGGAUAUAUUAGGCCUGUGAAUCUUUGGGCAAAACCCGAUUCGAUUCAGUUCUUGGGGGUAACAAUUCAAUUCAGAAUCAAUUCUCGAUUUUAAAAUUAAUACUUUUUUAAUAACAUUUGGUGUCAGUGCUAUGAUUAACUACAUUCCUCCAUGAAACGGAUACACAGCUGUGAUACAUUUAUAUAUUACUUUAAAGAAAACUGGUUUUGUUAAAAAAAAAUGAUAUCCAAACAUUUAAUAAAGUCAAAUACACAUAAGGCAAAAAGAGAAGUAUCUCACACUUCUCUUUUGUAAAGUAAAUGUGUACAGCAGAUAUGGGCAUCUACAUCAACUAUAUGAUUUGCCUGAGUAGCUAGAAAAAACACAAAACAUUUUUUUUAAUCGAUUAAGAAUCGUUACAAGUAAGAAAAGUAAAAAAAAUGUUUUUUGUUUUUUUUGGGGGGGGGACACUCUAUGGUAUACAAUUUAUUUAUGAAGUGAUAAUUUUUUGCGUUUACAUAGAGCACUUCAGCAUAUUUUCACCAAAUUACACCAAAGUACAAGAAUCAUGAAAUGUUCAUAAUGUUUCAUCUAAUGCGGGUUAAAAUACACUAAAGUAUUUAAAUAUAUUUGAACAAAACAAUAAAUAUUUCUUAGUAUUGAUUUUUGCAACUUUUUUUUUUUACGUGAAGUGGCCUGAAACAUUUAUUUGGCCUGCAUGGUCAUUUAAUGUUUUUUUUUCUGGACUGUAGAGCGCAUCAGUAUAUAAGCCACACCCAUUACAUUUUUGAAAAAAUAAAAAUAUUUUUCCAUAUUUUAGCUGCACUGGACUAUAAGCCGCAGAUUACGUUGUGACAUUAAUUAUUUACAUAGAAAGAUUCUGUUAAUGUUUAUUUACAUACCUUAAUUGUUUCCAAACGGCUGAUCAAACAGAACAAUAACAAUAACUCCACGGUGACGUCUUGGUGAAUUUACGAAAACUGAGAAAGAAAAGAAAAUGACAUUGUAAAUUAAUAAUUCUAACACAGACACUCGUAAACCUGUUAGCAUAUUAGCUAAUGCUAACAACGCUAGCUUCAUUACAUUACGAUAGCACGUACAAAUAUGCAUGAAAACACUCCUACAGACGUCACACAUGGGACGAUUUAGUAAGUAAGAAUUGUUCUAGUUAUAUUGUAAAACUUACAAACGUUGCUUGGAGGGAUGAAUGAAUAAUCCAUCCGAGUAGAAACGCUGUGCACAAUUAGACGGAACGGAAAUUGUACUUCUGGUUGAAAGCUCUAAACAGAAGGGCACUGCAGCACCCGCAGUUAGGAAACUCGUCCAAAAAAAUGGCACCGUAGCACAAACAAUAACACACCUUUUCAGUGUAUUUGGUAGUUGUUUUUACAAACUAGUUGCAUUAUAGACGUCAGCGAAUAAAUAUUGGGUUUUUGUAUACGGUAUUUAGCUAGCAACGUCAUCUAUGUGGCCUACAACGUCAUUUAAUUGACAUGUAAUUAUUUUUUGUGACCUGCAACAUUAUUUAUAUACAAAAUAAGUUAGUCGGUCUGCAACGUCACCUAUAACGUUAUUGAGGUGGCUUCCGACGUCUUUUCAAUUGCCCGCAUUUAAGAGUGGCCUGCAACAUCAUUAAAGUCAGAUAAAUGUAAGACUGUGAGGUCCGCUUUAAAAUUCUUCACCUUUUACCUGUUUUUUAAACACGCUGAAUGCUAAGGCAACGUCAUCUUUGUGGCGUGCAACAUCAUUUCAAUUGCUUGCAAUGUCGUUCAACUGACCAGUAUUGUCAUUUAUAUGGCUUCCAACACAAUUUAAUCGACUAGAAACAUAAUUUAAUUGGUCUGCAAUGUCACCUGUAACGUUAUUAAGGUGGUCUCCAACAACCUUUAUGUGGCCGGCAAGAUAAUUGAAGUGGCCUGCAAAUGGACUACCGUAUUUUUCCAACUAUAAGUCGCUCCGCAGUAUAAGUCACACCGGCCGAAAAUGCAUAAUAAAGAAGAAAAAAAACAUAUAUAAGUCGCACUGCAGUAUAACUCGCAUUUUUGGGGGAAAUUUAUUUGAUCAAAUCCAACACCAAGAAUAGACAUUUGAAAGGCAGUUUAAAAUAAAUAAAGAAUAGUGAACAACAGGCUGAAUAAGUGUACGUUAUAUGACGCAUAAAUAACCAACUGAGAACGUGCCUGGUAUGUUAACGUAACAUAUUAUGGUAAGAGUCAUUCAAAUAACUAUAACAUAUAGAACAUGCUAUACGUUUACCCAACAAUCUGUCACUUCUAAUCGCUAAAUCCCAUGAAAUCUUAUACGUGAAUGAGCGAAAUAAUAUUAUUUGAUAUUUUACGGUAAUGUGUUAAUAAUUUCACACAUAAGUCGCUCCUGAGUAUAAGUCGCACCCUCGGCCAAACUAUAAAAAAAACUGCGACUUAUUGUCCGAAAAAUACGGUACCUUGUCAUAUUUCUUGUGUUAGUCAUUUUCAAAUUGGCAGAUUUAGACUGACUGCAAUAUGUUUUUCACUUUUAAGUUCAUAUUAUGUGAUGCAACAAUUCAAUGCUUUUGUGGUGGUUGCCUCCUUAUUUGCCAUCAGCUGUUAACACAGUUAGUUUUUUAUACCAGCUGUCCCUCCUAACACGAUUUUCAUAUUUCAAUGAGCGUGCGAUCAGCACUGGAAAGCUCCAAUGGAUGAGUUAGUUUUGCCGCUACACUAACUUUGUUCAAACACAUUGUAUAAUAGCACAAAACACUUUGUCUUCUCUCAUUUCAAAAAUAGCUAUCCACUACUUUGCAAGUAAAAAACAAUCAUCUCAUUCAGAGGUAAUUAUGAUAAUAAUUGAGAUGAAGCACUCAAACAUAGCUUGGAUGUGUCACCUCUGCAUCCAAUAUUCACUUCAUCACGUUGGAUGUACAUUUACUGUUUCAGGAGAAACUAUGGAUCAUUUUGCCAAAAUGUUUUUUCCUUUGUGUCAUUUCUAGCAAAAAUCAAUUCAUUCAACAAUUAAAAAUGUGCUUGAACUCCAAACAAUUCCCAUGUAGAAAAGCUUGAUGCUGGUAAGUCUGUUUGCUUUAUUUUGCAGCAGAGAGGUUGGUUUGUUGUCAGACAUCGUGUGUCUUUGUUCAGCCUCCGCCAAUAUGUACAACUAAGUUGCCUUUUGUGACAGAGGGGACAUAUUGAACAAAGCAUUUUCGUGUGAAAAGAUUCUUCUGGUUUAAAAAAAAAAAAAAGAAUUGUAAUAUAUUGCAGUUUAUAACUUUUUUUCUAAAAUUGCACUUCAUGCUGGAAUAAAACGUUUUUGUUAGCAUUGAUUGUCUUUGUCCAACACACACACACACACACACGCACGCACACACACUUGUGACCUCCGAAAAAUGUCUACCUCGAGCAUUAUGAUAAAA
This is a messenger RNA of Entelurus aequoreus (snake pipefish), 7555 nucleotides long. It is a transcript of the gene furinb, whose product is annotated as furin (paired basic amino acid cleaving enzyme) b. Gene Ontology annotation, biological process: peptide hormone processing. Gene Ontology annotation, cellular component: trans-Golgi network; Golgi membrane. Lineage: Eukaryota; Metazoa; Chordata; Actinopteri; Syngnathiformes; Syngnathidae. The coding region runs from base 717 to 3221 and encodes 834 amino acids. The record is from RefSeq and is a predicted model, not a curated record. The transcript is spliced from 16 exons. Gene Ontology annotation, molecular function: serine-type endopeptidase activity.